Molecule: messenger RNA, 811 nt
Organism: Alexandromys fortis (reed vole)
Lineage: Eukaryota; Metazoa; Chordata; Mammalia; Rodentia; Cricetidae
Product: disco-interacting protein 2 homolog B-like
Exons: 2
Coding region: 189-638 (149 amino acids)
Source: RefSeq, a predicted model, not a curated record
GUAUAUUUUGAGUAUAAACAAUCUCUCUGAUGCCUGGUGUAGGUGUUCCUCUCUCUUCACUCAACUAACACCGUUAAGCAGCCCUUGCAUUUGGGGCUCUGUAAGCUGUGAUGGGAGUAAGCCAUCCCUUCCCUGGAAGCUGUAACUCCUUGGGAGGAUGAUGGAAGCCCUAGCGCCUCACUGCGAGAAUGAGCCAGAGAGAGACAGAGGAAAAUGUGUUCGAGUUGGAGUUAGAAACACGUGAACUUACUUCAUCUUCUUGCCUGUUUGCUGCAGUACCUCAGCCAGAUCCCAACCAACCAAGGCCUGAGGGCCGACAAAUGAUGCCAGUGAAGGGAGAGCCCCUUGGAGUCAUCUGUAACUGGCCCCCUGCGCUGGAAUCUGCCCUGCAGCGCUGGGGCUCCACCCAAGCCAAGUGCCCCUGUCUGACCGGGCUGGACAUGUCUGGGAAACCAGUAUAUACACUCACAUACGGGAAGUUGUGGAGCAGAAGUUUAAAGUUGGCUUACACGCUGCUUAAUAAACUGGGGACCAAAAAUGAGCCUGUGUUAAAGCCUGGAGACAGGGUAACUUAUUUUGUUUGUUUAGAAAGGUGGUAUUUGUUUCUGAUAUAUGCCCCGGGCUUUGUUGUACAAUGAUAAGACUUACAUUAUUCCUUUUUAAAAUGCUUACUUGUUUUAUGUGUAUGGGUGUGCGGCCUGCAUGUGUGUCUAUCUAUACCACGUGUCUGGUGCCUAAGGACAUCAGAUUCCCUAGAACUGGAGCUGUGAAGUGGUCGUGAGCUCCCACUAUGCUGGAAAGGGCCCCCUGG